GGUAGAGGUAUUGAGAGAGUGGAAACGGCUCUAACAACUUCAGUUGAUUCAGGAAAGUGGGUACCAACAGACGGGUCGACAGUUGGCCCAACCCUGAACCGUUGUAAUCAAACUUCACCCCAAAAUUCAAACGUCAAGACCUCAACAAUAUCCUACAAUCCAUUAAAUAAAUCAUCCUAACAUAAUCACCAAAAUGGUCGCUAAAGACCCCAGGAAGGAGUUGGUGACGGAGUCGAUGAACCCGUACGAGAAACCGCCCAGUGUAACCACAAGACAGUCAAUUAAAAAUUUCCUUUACAAUCCAUUAACUGGUGCAUUCCUGGGGAGGACACCCAGUCGUUGGGGAAAAAUUGGGAUAUUCUAUUUAAUUUUCUACGGAGUUCUCGCUGCUUUAGUCGCCAUUUGUUACUGUGCAUUCUCCACAACUCUGGAUCCAAGAAUACCAAAAUGGCAAUUAGAGAGAUCAAUAAUUGGUACAAAUCCAGGAAUGGGAUUUAGGCCAAUGCCUCCAGCAGACAACGUUGAGAGUACACUGAUCUGGUUCAAGGGAACUAAUGCAUCGAACUAUGAUUAUUGGAUUCAAUCCCUCAAGGCAUUCCUCAAACCUUAUAAGGAGCCUGGAUCUGAACCUGGUCGUGGUCAGAACGGAAUAACUUGUGAUUAUGGUCAGGAAGUACCGAAAGAUAAAGUCUGUACGGUAAAUGUGAGAGAUUGGGGGCCAUGUACUGAAGAAGGUUUCUUUGGAUAUCACAAAUCCAGUCCGUGUGUCUUCCUAAAGUUGAAUAAGAUUUAUGGAUGGAUACCAGAGUACUACAAUGAGACCAAAGACCUUCCCUCAAAAAUGCCCGAGCAGCUGAAAGGAACGAUUCGGAGAUUAGAACAGGAAAACUCACUCCAUUUGAAUACGAUAUGGGUGUCAUGUGAGGGAGAAAAUCCAGCCGAUCAAGAAAAUAUUGGACCUAUCAGAUUCUAUCCUAAACAGGGAUUUCCUGGUUACUAUUAUCCGUAUUAUAAUAAUGUUGGGUACUUCAGUCCCCUUGUUGCAGUACAGUUCGAGCGUCCACGACCUGGGAUCAUCAUCAACGUCGAGUGCAAAGCUUGGGCGAAAAACAUCAAACACCACAGAAACGACAAAAUAGGAUCAGUACAUUUCGAGCUCUUGAUCGAUUAAUCGAAGAGCUUCAUUCGAAAUCAUGUAGGAAUCUCACAGAAUCCCGGAAAUUAAUAUCUGAGAGACAAAUAUCGUGUUGGUUCUUCCGAAACGCCUUCUUUUGUAUGACAAUAUACUUUUAAGUCACUCACCCAAAGUCUGAACAAAUGUCAAUCUAAGAAAUUAUGGAAAAUCAUCACCAAAAGUGUCUUGUAGUUUUGAAAAAUUGUAUUAUAAUAGCAGCUGUAGCAGCUUUCAGCGGUUCAUUCCAUAAAUCAAUCGGAAUUGAAAGAUAUUAAUUGUGUAAUUUAUAUGUGUUACCGUGACAUUUAUUGUAAAUAUGUGACGGGUUUUAGAAAAACUUGGAAAAUUCAGGAAAAUUAUUUUUCAUGCACCUCGAGAUCCCCCACUGAACUUCUCUGUCACAGAUUUUUUGACAAGUCCAAACGCAAAUCCAAAAUACGACUCGAUAGGUCCCACUAUCUUCUAAUUUUUUAUUGCAUUUUACUGUAAUUUUUGAACUCUAUACUCUGCAGAUGUCACUCUGCAUAUGUCAAUUGGAAAAAUUAAAUUUCCAUUGAGUUUAUGUUAGUCUAAUUAAUCCAUGGAUUUCACUCCGAGGCAGAUAAGUCCAGUUCGAUAUCUUGGGAGCACACAUUUUGAUAAUUUUUCGUUAUUAGCCAAGACUUCCUCGGACCCUUCGACUUUAUGAAAAAAAAUUCUUAUGGAAUUCAUAAAAAUGAAGACAGUUCAUGAUGUGCACCGUGAAGUGAUGGAACACAAAAAUUGAUGAAUUAUUCACAUCAAUAAUAAUUAAUCAAUCAUCCUUAAUUGAUACUACAAAACAUUCUUUAUUUUAAAUCUUCGCGAACUUUUUGAAUUCUCGACUCUUUCUUUUAAUAAUCUUAUCAAUGAUAAGAUGUUUUCAAUUACGAAGGAACUGGAGUAGAAAAAUGAAACCAUUCACCAUUUUUUUAACCGAAAUCAAUUGCCUCUCAGAUAAAUGCAUUAUAAAUCGAGUGAUUUUAAUUAUGUGUUCCAUCAUUUCACAAAAUUGACUCCGUCGUAACUCUGAGUGAAUAGUUUGUAGAUGUUUUCGAUAAUUAUACAACGUAUUUGUUCCCUCGAAUAUCGCGCGUUACGAUUGAUCCGAUAGAUCUCUCUGUGAUUUGUACCAUAUCAAUUAAUUCCGCUGGAAAUAUCUCUUUAAAUACAAAACAGUGUUGACAUUAAUACUCCUCCAUGCACGUUUAGAUGUAAGAAUCUAUCACUAUUAUUAGGUAGAUAAUAUUGUUGCAGAUUUUUUUGGAAUGAAAAUAAUAUUUUAAGAAAUAAAACAUCUACUGCCAUUGAAA
This is a messenger RNA of Fopius arisanus, 2505 nucleotides long. Its product is annotated as sodium/potassium-transporting ATPase subunit beta-2. Bases 194 to 1171 code for a protein of 325 amino acids. Gene Ontology annotation, molecular function: ATPase activator activity. Gene Ontology annotation, biological process: potassium ion import across plasma membrane; sodium ion export across plasma membrane; intracellular sodium ion homeostasis. The record is from RefSeq and is a predicted model, not a curated record. Gene Ontology annotation, cellular component: sodium:potassium-exchanging ATPase complex. Lineage: Eukaryota; Metazoa; Arthropoda; Insecta; Hymenoptera; Braconidae. The transcript is spliced from 6 exons.